AUGCGGGCUUUACGGUCGGGAGUCAACGCAGCAGACGGAGCACCUCCCACGCUGUCCGGCUUCAGUGUUAGUUGUUCUCAAAUCGGUGCCAGUGAUAGUGGAAAGGUCAGAGUUUGUGUGGACGUUAUGUCAUCUGCCGCUGCAACUAAUCGAGCGAGUGACAUGUGGACCAACAGUGCCGAUCUUUACUCACACAGUGUACGUCAAGCCAACCACAGCCAUGGCUUCCAGUAUCCGAGUGCACCCGGAUACCAUCAAUAUCAGAAUACUUUCUAUUCUCAAAACACUGAUUAUUCACACGUGCAGAACACCGAAGCGAUGAAUAAACCCUCACAAAAUGUAAACAACAGUAUAGUGAAGACGGAACCUGUGAAUUGGCACAAUUAUCCGACCGAAUAUGGCAAUCAAGUGAAUCUGGAGAUGAUUAAUAAAUGGCGAGAAAUUAAUUAUUACGCACAGCACAACGAAAACUAUGCAUUUGAACAAAGAUCUUUGAUAGGUAGCGCGGGUUAUGAAUCUAAGAGCGACGAAAUUCGUUCGGUCAAUUCUCCUGGCCAAUGCAGCAUGUCGGAAGCCAGUUACGGUUCACCUCAUAGCACUUCCAGCGCUAUCAAAUUGUCAAAUCCAGAUGAAGAAGAUUCGCCUAACUUAAGAGCUCUAUUAACGAAAACACACGAUAAAAUUCAACCGUUCUACGGCAAAUACGAGAAAAAUUACGCCCCCGAAUCGUUGCAAAGGUACCGCGCGACCGACGUGAACGUUUGGAAAAAAACUGAAACUGCAGAUAUAGAUCGGAAUUUGUCCCAAUUUCACGGUGAAUUUCAAAAUAGCGUGAAGGAACAAACAGAAAUCAAAGGGAAAGACGCCGUGGGUGUGGCGCCGUUCGCAAAGGAGAGCGCGCAGUCAUCACUAGGUUCUGCAGAGAACUGUCAAGACAUGACAAGGGUCAAUACAGGCGGGGACAAUCCGGAUUAUGGCGAAAACAAAAUGGCCGCUGCACCAGAAGUACAAGCUUUCUACCCAUGGAUGAAGAGCACAGGAGGUGACGACAAAAAGGAAGGAUCUAAGCGAACGAGGCAAACUUACACUCGUUUCCAGACUCUAGAGCUGGAAAAGGAGUUCCACUUCAACAAAUAUCUCUCCAGGCGGCGACGAAUCGAGGUCUCACAUGCGCUGGGACUGACGGAGAGGCAGAUUAAAAUUUGGUUCCAGAAUCGCAGAAUGAAAGCGAAGAAAGACGGAAAGUUGUCUACUUCGCCGGAUCCUUAUGGAGUUGAAGACAUAAGUGCCACUAAGUUAAACAAUAUGACGGAGUACAUGGAUACUAGACAACAAAUGCCCACUCUAAACGAUUACUCAAAUUAUCAUUUACAUAACAACACCUCACCUAAUCUAAGCGCAAUGACAGGUGAAAGCAGCAGUGACAAUGGCAAUAAUGACUACUCAGUCAGCGAUGCAGAAAUGAACGGAAUUGAAGUGCUAGUACAG
Molecule: messenger RNA, 1488 nt
Organism: Iphiclides podalirius (scarce swallowtail)
Lineage: Eukaryota; Metazoa; Arthropoda; Insecta; Lepidoptera; Papilionidae
Source: the annotation of a GenBank genome assembly